GUGAACUACCAUCCAUCAAUAUUAGCAAUUGCAAAAAAUUCAUCUUUCUUCUAUCUUCUUCAUACAAACAAAAAUGGCUAACGACGAGGUAAUAUUGUUGGAUUUCUGGCCUAGCAUGUUUGGUAUGAGGCUAAGGAUUGCAUUAGCUGAAAAAGAGAUAAAAUACGAGUAUAAAGAAGAGGAUUUGAGGAACAAAAGCCCUUUGCUUUUACAGAUGAAUCCUAUCCACAAGAAAAUCCCAGUUUUGAUUCACAAUGGAAAACCCAUCUGUGAGUCUCUUAUUGGAGUUGAGUAUAUUGACGAAGUGUGGAAGGAUAAAGCCCCUUUGCUCUCUUCUGAUCCUUAUGAGAGAGCACAAGCUAGAUUCUGGGCUGACUACAUUGACAAAAAGAUUUAUGAGACUGCGAGGAAGAUAUAUACAACAAAAGGAGAAGAGCAGGAGGCAGGUAAGAAAGAUUUCAUAGAAAUCCUUAAAGUGCUGGAGGGAGUUCUAGGAGACAAGCCUUACUUUGGAGGGGAUAGCUUUGGUUUUGUGGAUAUUGCACUCAUUGGGUUCUAUAGUUGGUUUUAUGCUUAUGAGACUUAUGGUAACUUCAGCAUAGAGGCUGAGUGCCCAAAGUCUGUGGCUUGGGCCAAGAGGUGCAUGCAGAGGGACAGUGUGGCUAAGGCUUUGCCUGACCAACAUAAGGUCUAUGAGUUUGUGAAAGUGCUAAGGCAGAAGAUUGGAAUUGAAUAAACAUAAGCUUAUACAAUUAUGCAUCAUAAUGUAUUGAAAAAAGGCACUUUGUUGUCCUUCUUGAGUUGUUGUUUUGAAAUGUUUUGUUUGUUUGGUCAGUGUAAGUCGGUUCUUGUUUUACUUGUAAUAAAGGACUCUUAGGUCUGUCUUGUUGCGUGUUGGCUUUUGUAAUGAGAAGUAAUCACUUUUCCAUGGGCAUCAUCUAUAGUAAUGGAAUUACCCUCUCCGUC
Lycium barbarum (goji berry) is the source of this 966-nucleotide messenger RNA. RefSeq names its product probable glutathione S-transferase. The coding region runs from base 74 to 736 and encodes 220 amino acids. Gene Ontology annotation, cellular component: cytoplasm. The transcript is spliced from 2 exons. Gene Ontology annotation, molecular function: glutathione transferase activity. NCBI's taxonomy places the organism in Eukaryota, Viridiplantae, Streptophyta, Magnoliopsida, Solanales, Solanaceae. Gene Ontology annotation, biological process: glutathione metabolic process. The record is from RefSeq and is a predicted model, not a curated record.